Messenger RNA from Synchiropus splendidus (mandarinfish), 4945 nucleotides. It is a transcript of the gene mlxip, whose product is annotated as MLX interacting protein. Bases 1669 to 3798 code for a protein of 709 amino acids. The record is from RefSeq and is a predicted model, not a curated record. Gene Ontology annotation, cellular component: nucleus. Gene Ontology annotation, molecular function: protein dimerization activity; RNA polymerase II cis-regulatory region sequence-specific DNA binding; DNA-binding transcription factor activity, RNA polymerase II-specific. The transcript is spliced from 17 exons. Lineage: Eukaryota; Metazoa; Chordata; Actinopteri; Syngnathiformes; Callionymidae. Gene Ontology annotation, biological process: regulation of transcription by RNA polymerase II.
CAUCGAGCACCCCCCGAAAAAGGGCUACGACUUCGACACCGUUAACAAACAAACCUCGCAGACCUAUCACUUUGGGAAAGCGAGCGCGUCUCACUUUUCAAUUGACGCUUCUCUCACCAAACUCUUCGAAUGCAUGACAAUCGCAUACAGGCAAGUGUGACCUCUCAGUGCUUCAUCUCGUACAUAGCUUUCUGCUCUGUUGACAGACAUUGUGUACCAUCAAGUAGAAACGGAAAGUACUGAAACCUGACAACCAACACUGAGGUGAUGAACUCCUGUGACAAGAGUCAAAUGCUUACUACUGUCAACUGAAAAUACUUCACUUGAAUUCCUAUUAAUUUGUGCGUCUUUGUGACAAGACUAUGCAGAUAGGAAGUAUAAUAUCUGGAUUAAAUACAGCAAAGCUGGUACUUGACAAUAUUAUCUUGAGCAUGUUUGUGUCGUCUGUCAAAGAUGUAAACAUUUUCAAGUAUGCCUAGAUUGGAAAGUCACUGGGCAAUGCCAGCAAUAGAUCAGGAAGUUAUUGGCAUUAUUCUUGUCACUUGCCUGCAUUUUUUUAUUUUUCAUGAUGGGUUUCAUCGAGUAAAUUUGUCCAUUUAAAAUCUGUCUUGUGGCGGCUGACAGGUUUCCUUCACUUGCAGCUCACUGAAGUAUCUGGAGAAACUCUUAUCUGUUUGGACAAUACGCCAAGGAGACUAAGUAAUGAUGCAGAGCUGUGUAUGCCGAAGAAUCAGUCACAAAACAGGAUUUUCUGAUGUAUUUACCACAAAAGCAGAGACCAGAAAGUUAUUGUAUGGUCACAUGUGGAUAUGGUCCUUAUUUCAUGGCAGUUAUUUUAUUGUUUAUUGUGAAACUGCGGUAAAAAUCAACAAUUCUAACAAGUGUGGGGUGGAGUUAUGUCGUGUGCCUGGUUGAGUGCUGAUUCUAACAAGGAACACUGUCGAUAAAAGCAUGGGUAACUGCAUGGAUAAAUAACUGAUCAUAUUGUUGCAUGCUUCUAACUAAGAGUGAAGGACACUUGGUUUAUCUUUUAGCCACACAACUGUACCAGAUGAGUUUAUCUUAUGUUGCAAAGACUUGAUUUCAUGAUCUUAAUACCAUGGGCUGAACAGGAGCAGACUUUGUUUGCAUGUUGUGCUUUGUACACAUCCAGGGUUCUUAAACAGAAAUUAGGAACUCACAGAAAUCAGUCUGGCAAAAGCACAGCAUCUUUACUGGUUGUUCAGGCUUUCGUGAUGAGAUGAACUGGGCGAUAAAAUGACCUUUAAGAAAUAUUAUGCCUUUAUUAUGCCGAUUUUUUUCUUUAAGAAAUAUUAUGCCUUCAACAGACUAUUAUAAUUGGAACUGAGCCUGGGUGUACUCUGUUUGUUCACUUCAUUUAAAGCCAUUGUUGAAUGAAUGAAAUGAAUUUCAGACUGCAACUGUUUGGAAUUUGAGUCUCUCACCCUCACACACAGAAACUGAAAUUAAAGCUUUUGUUUGCUUUGGUAGGAGUAUCCUUGGAUCGCGCAAGUCUGGAGAUGUUUUGUUCUGUUUGGCUGGCUUUCCCGACUGACUGGAGAAUUUAGUGGGAAACUGGUGUCUCCAAAGUGGAAAAACUUUAAAGGCCUGAAGCUUCUUUGGAGAGACAAGAUACGCCUCAACAAUGCCAUAUGGAGAGCCUGGUACAUGCAGUAUGUGGAGCGACGAGAGAAUCCUGUGUGCCACUUUGUCACGCCACUUGACGGCACCAUUGAUUUUGAUGUUCAUCGCUCUGCUGAGAUGUCUAGUGAUGGGAAAUCCUGGAAAAGGAGGAUUGAGAUCGUCAUUCGAGAAUACCACAAGUGGAGGACAUAUUUCAAGAAAAGGCUUCAAAAGCACAAGGAUGAUGACCUCUCCAGCUUGCUUAAGGUUCCGGAGGAGCAGUAUACGCUGUUCGGGGAAAUCUCUCCAGACAUGCUACGUGUCUCCCUUUGCCAGGAUGACGAGACAACCCUACGUCGCCCCCCUCGCAGGAACAUAGAACCAGCAGUGCCGAUGGAGAUGGACCCUCUCUUUGAUAUGGAUGUUCUGAUGUCUGAGUUUUCUGACACAUUGUUCUCCACACUGGUCUCCCACCACUCCAUUCCCCUGCCGAAUCCACGGGAAAUUGCUCAUGCAGGGAACGCAGACAUGAUUCAACCAGGACUCAUCCCAUUGCAGCCCAACCUGGACUUCAUGGAUUCCUUUGAUCCACUGCAAGACUUAUUUCACAGCCUCCGUCCGUCCCACUUCUCCUCUGUUCCCCUCUCUGCAUCACCUGUUACUCCUCUACCCAGCAGCAGCACCAACUCACAGGCUAUGCUAUCGUCCUCCAUGCAGCUCAACAACACUCACAUCGCGUCUCCCUUGGCCAGUGAACCUGUGGGUGCAGCAGUUGAUUCUGCAUAUGUCCCGAACUACAUGUUUACUGGAGGAGAAGUGCAAAGCAGUCAUGACCCGUCAGUCUUUCAGCAGUUAUCUCACGCCCCUCUCCCUGGACCCGGCUUGACCCCGGCUGUCCCUUACAUGCCCUUGACCUUGGACGGCUCUUCUGAUCUUGAGGAAACACUUGCUCCUUCUGUGAUCACCCACACGGCAUCCUCCACCGUCUCUCCUCACCCACCCGCCCCCACGUUCAGCCAAAACAUAGAAUACCAAGCCAUAGCCCCUCAACCUGCCCCCCCUCCUCCACAGUUCCAGUCCCCAGCUCCGUGUCCUGCCCCUUUAUCACACAACACUCGGAAGUUUGCCCGUCCUCGGCCCAUUAAGUCUUCCAGCGCCAAUAAAUCCCGACCCGUGCCCAGGAUCACUCCAGCUAACCCAAUCGCUUCACCACACCUCAUUCUUGCAGCCCCUUUUCCUGGCAACUCCAACACUAUGAUUAUGACACCAACACAUCUUAAGGCAGAUGUGGUCCCCAGCACAAGAGUGAUGAUCUCAUCUUCCCUUGGAAUGCCACCUGCUUUUCAUGUCAUGUCUCAGGCAUCGAAGUCGCCUCAGGUCAUUGCACCUAAAGAAAUGUCUGCCUGUCCCAGCCCACCAAACCUGCAAUCGUCUGCAAGCAUCGUAUCAAACCAGCCGGGAUCGGGUCAGGGAUCACCGCUUUCUUUCGAUCAAGUCCCGAGUCCACAGUCGCUGAUCACCAGCACUGCAAUUCUGAUUAAGAAUGAACCAAAACAGGGCCGGAGGACGGCGUUUUUUUCUGCUGAGCAGAAGAGACAGUCCAACAUCAACAGUGGCUUCAAAACUCUUCGCAACCUGGUUCCUUCUCUGAAAGCACAGUCCAAUAUAAGCAAUGCAGUCACGCUGCAGAAAACAGUGGAGCACAUUGAGAGACUCCAACAGGAGAGGCAGCAGCUACAGGAGGAGGUCAAGAGACUACGAGAGGAGAUAGAAGCCCGGAACACAUCCAUAAAUCUAUAUCUGGAACAACUGCCGGCAACAGGAGUUCCAGUUGCUCGCAAGAGCUCGGAUCUGGUGCGGGACAAGUUCACAGAUUAUGUCCACAAGCAAACUCUUCAGGACUGGAAAUUCUGGAUUUUUGGCAUCAUCAUCAAGCCACUCUUUGAGUCUUUCAACGGGAUGGUUUCCACGACAAGCAGAGCCGAGCUGUAUCAGACCACCCUGCAGUGGCUCGAUAAACAUUGUUCACUUCGGGAGCUCCGACCCAUGGUGCUGAAUACACUCCGGCAACUGAGCAAAAGCACGUCCAUUCUCAAUAACCCCAGUCUGCUCCCAGAGGAAGCCAUCCAGGCCACCGCACACCCCCGCAUGCCGCCGUGCUCUCAGGAGAGAUGAAUCACCAUCACCGCGUCUGUCACAGAAACCUCUCCGAAAACAGCUGUUUGCUCUUCUAAACACACACUCUUCAACAAUGCCUUAAUGCAAGACUUUUAUGUGACUAUUCGUAUGUGGACGUUCUCAAGCUGUGUGCCUUGGUCACCUGCACUAGAGUACCUGAUCCAUUCUCUCAGGUAAACGCCACAUUGCCAGGGAUUUGUCUUUGUUUUCUGGUGGAUGAGGUCAGAAAGCUGUUACCAUGGUGACAGUGUGGUACCAAAGUCGCCAUCUUACAGCAGUCAUACUCAGAAAUGGCAGUUUGCAGAGUUGAAAAUGAAGAAUAGAGUUGUGCUUCUGGCGUGUCGCCACAACCUACAGGAGAAGUAGCUGUAGUUGUAUUCCGUCUCAGGGCUGAGCUUUUUGCAAUUUUUUUUUUCCCCGAUGAAGAAAAUAGAAAUCAAAGGAGGAAGUCAUUGAAUGUUUGUCAGAUGGUGAGGCUCAUGUUUACCAUCAAACAUUUAUUCUCGUGUCCGUCUGACUCAAACCUGCAGGUUCUGUGUUGUUGAGCCGUAUCUUCCUUCCAGCUAAACUGUUUACUCCAACUAAAGUGCUUAUCGGCGUCACUCUGGCUGCAGUUCAAGGUGCUGUCUCUGAUCAAUCAUGUGUCUUUUGAUGUCUUUUUACAUUUCUACUGAACAAAAGAUUUUAUAUCGAAGCGGUGCACUCAGUUGUGGAGAUUCAAACAUGUCAUUACAAUGUCAAUGGCUUGACUACUAUUUUUUUUUUUUUUUUUUUGCAAUUUUUGCCUGUUCAAAACUUCUUGGAGAUUAUUUGAUGUUUUAUUUGCUUUUACCUCCGACAGUUGCGCGCGGGUGUGUUUUAUACUGGAUCAUGAUGAGAGUGUUGAUCUUUGGAAUUGUAGCAGUGUGUGUGUGUCAUUAAAAGUUGUUUUCAAUGUUUUAUGUCUUUAUAUACCUGAGUCAAGUCUUCGGCAACAACAACUCGCUCACCGUUAACUCUGUGAAGUCGGAGUCACGUUGAGGUUCAUGGUGUGUUCCUGCUACUGCACCAUAACAGGGGUUAAGACAUUGGGCAGUGUUAAACAGUUCUGAGAGAAUGAUGUCAAACUUAAUUGUGAUUUACGUACACAAAAAAAUAAAGGACA